Phaethon lepturus (White-tailed tropicbird) is the source of this 1170-nucleotide messenger RNA. Its product is annotated as probable G-protein coupled receptor 133. The record is from RefSeq and is a predicted model, not a curated record. Lineage: Eukaryota; Metazoa; Chordata; Aves; Phaethontiformes; Phaethontidae. The transcript is spliced from 9 exons. The annotation marks the transcript as partial.
UCAUCAGGAGUAACAUUUUCUUUUUUCUGGAAGACUCAAGACCAGCAGGCUAAGUUUCUCCCUGCCUCUGGUGGACAAGUUAUUUCCAGUGGUUUCAAAAUCUGUUCAAAUGAAGGUGAAGGCUCAGUGGAAUUUUACACGCGUGGGAGUGCAAUGAUGAAGUGGAAAGCAAGCUUUAGUCCACCAGGUCCUUAUUGGACUCACAUUCUCUUUACUUGGAAGUCAAGAGAGGGACUGAAAGUCUAUGUCAACGGAACUCUAAACACAACUGAUCCAGAUGGGAAAGUUUUCUAUGAUUACGGAGAUCCCAGUGCAAAUCUACUGACUGGGACAGAGGGGGAUAAAACUAAGCGCUAUGUGAAUGGGGCAUUUGAUGAAUUCAUUAUAUGGGAAAGGGCACUCACACCCAAUGAAAUUGAGCAGUACUUUACAGCUGCUAUUGGUGUGCAAGUUUUGCUUUCCUCAACACUCCCGUGGUCUGUGAUGACAACCACUACAAAACCUGUGCUCUCUACAAACGCCUAUCAUCCUAUCAUUACUAAUCUCACCGAGGAAAGAGGGAACUUCCACCCCCUCAGCACCAUGCUGGGCUACCUGGAGAAUGUGUCCUUCAGCUUGCCCAACAAAUCCUUGUCAGAAAAUACUGCUCUAAGCCUGACAGAGGCAUUUUUAAAAGCUAUUGAAGACUUUCUGUUAUUGCCCAACUGGAUUAAUGUACCAGAGACCGCUCACAUAUUUGGAAAUUUAAUUCAAACUAUUGACAGUGUGAUGGCUCAUAUGAUGCGCAAUCUGGACGAAAACUUGUUACCUUUGACUGUUGAGGGCACGUCAUCUGUGGCAGAUUACACCUUGGUCAAAAUGCACCCUCAGACUCUGAAUUUGUCCCACUAUCGAUUUCCAUCUCGAGGACAGAGUUAUGUUUCCAUUCCCAGUGAAGCUUUUCAUGAAAAAGCUUGGAUUACCAUUGUCGGCCUGCUUUACCAUAACAUGCACUAUUUCUUUAAUAAUAUCAACCCUAUGGAUACAAAGAUUGCUGAAGCUGCUGCCUACAAAGGUUAUAUGAUCUCAGCAGCCAGUUAUCUUAUCUCUGUCAAAGUGGAACCUCUACCCAAGCUGUCCCACAAUCUGUCAGGAUCUCCUCUUAUUACCAUCCAGCUCACCCACAAAUUG